Molecule: messenger RNA, 990 nt
Organism: Ixodes scapularis (black-legged tick)
Lineage: Eukaryota; Metazoa; Arthropoda; Arachnida; Ixodida; Ixodidae
Exons: 13
Coding region: 1-990 (329 amino acids)
Source: RefSeq, a predicted model, not a curated record
AUGCGUCUGGCGCUACUCCUCGUCGUCCAACUGUGCACCAUCGUACAUGGAAGCACAACUCGCGAUGAUUUCAAAACAACAGUGCCAAUAAAUGCAACUUGCAAUACCUCUAUGCUAAAGGUCACAAAAGAUUUUUCAGUGCUCGAAUAUUGUUUGGUGAAAUGUGAGGGGUUUUCCAAUUUGAAAGAUGCUCCUGACCAAAGACUAUGCAACGUUGCUCCAUUUGGAACAGAAGAAUACGUAAAGUACACUGGAAAGUGUGAGUCUGGAAGUUGCCAACCUCCUGACAACGAAGAAUAUCCUGCGUGCUCCGGUUACAGAACAAUGGAUAUCCAAGGCGAGGAAAUAGCAACGGAGUGCCGUCAAGCUUGCUCUAGUUCGGAAUAUGAAAUUAGCGAUACGAAUCUACCGAACGGACAGAAAUGUGUGAUACCGAGAUCUUUUUUUCGGUCAAUAUUUAAAGGCCCUGAAGUCGGGAUGUGCGAAAACGGAACAUGCACAGAAACCCAUCCAACCGAAGAUACAUGUGGAAGGAAGGUACUCACAGUCAGUUCCGAAGUCAAUAUUGAUACAAGUUGUACACUUAAAUGUAAAAAUGGCACUACAGAAAUGCUAAAGAAUGGAACACAGUGCGUGUUUCGAUCUACAGCAAAACGUACGUGGCCCUGGUUUUGGCGCAAGAAUAUACUGGUCAAUGAAAUCGGCAUUUGUUCCAAUGGACAGUGUGUUCAACGAGAACCCUACAAGCCUCCCGAACGGAAGUAUCCGGAAGGGUGCAAGGCAACAAAUAUUUUGAUUCAUGCGAAUCUGACGGUGGCGUCACAUUGCCGAGCGGAUUGCAGUGACGGAACUUUCGAGAAUCGACCCGACAAUAUAUUUUGCCUCUGGCAGUAUGUUCGAGAGAAGAAUCAUGAUUUUUUCAAUAUUGGAUAUUGCCUUUCUGGGAUCUGCGAGCAACAAGAAAAUUACACUGUUGUGGUCCAGCGUUAA